Messenger RNA from Cotesia congregata, 948 nucleotides. NCBI's taxonomy places the organism in Eukaryota, Metazoa, Arthropoda, Insecta, Hymenoptera, Braconidae. The record is from the annotation of a GenBank genome assembly.
AUGAAAAUACCAACGGAUCUUACGCAGCGCAAAAUUUCUGGAGGUCAAGAAUUUACUUAUGAAGGCAUUCAUGGACCACAAUAUUGGACAAAAGAUUACGGAACAUGUACAGGUAAACAUCAAUCACCGAUUAACAUUGAAGAACAUGAAGUCGAGGACGUUAGUUUUCCUUCAAUAAAAUUUGUGGGCCUUCAAAAUCCUCAAGUAGUUACAUUAACUAAUAAUGGACAUACAGUGGCGAUAACAUUCGACGAUCCAGAAGCCAUAAAAAUCUACGGAGGUCCUUUGGAUACUUAUCCGUAUAUCUUCAAGCAAAUGCACUUCCACUGGGGCUCUGAUGACAAGGAAGGCUCUGAAGAUCGUAUAAAUAACAUUGCGUAUGCCAUGGAGCUCCAUGCGGUGUUUUAUAAAAAAUCUUACGGAUCCAUGGAAGCUGCGAUGCAUUAUGCUGAUGGUCUUGCAGUUUUAGCUUACUUUGUUGAAGUUGACAAUACUGAAUUUAAUCCAGUGUAUGAACCACUAUUAGCAGCCUUUCCAAUGAUUGAAGAAGUCAACACCAAUGUUACAUUGAACGGUCCAAUAAAUCCUGAAAAAUUAUUAUUACCUGGUGAAAUAAUUGUCUCAGAUUAUUAUACGUACCAUGGAUCUUUAACUACUCCGCCUUGCUCGGAGGUGGUAAUUUGGAUUGACUUUAAAGAUCCAUUCCGAAUGAGUCAUGAGCAAAUUGAGGCCUUUAGAAGUAUUAAAACAUUUGAUAAUCAAAAACUUACUCACAAUUUCCGGCCAGUUCAAAAAUUAGAGGACAGAAAAAUUUUUAGAAAUGUUAUUGUGAGUGACUUGUUCAAUUCUGGAGAUAUUAAGACGAUUUCAUCGUCCCUAUCAAUCACUUUCGCCGCUGUAUUGUUAACCAUUCCACCGGAACUGUGGUUCGCAUUCUUCGGGCUUUAA